GUAGGAAUCACACACCUUGUGCAGCUACAGGUAACACACUAGCUCCACUCUCAGUGUUUUCCUCAGUCCCGCUACCUGUUGAGUUCUGCUGUGACAGCGCGUCAUCUGUUGCUGCCAGUCUUACAUAUGAACUUUACUGUUAAACACUAAGAGUGUUUGUGAGUGAUCGAGUGCGGCUCGAAUCCCGUAUAUCACGAUGAUGGAGACAGAACGUCGCCUAAUGGGGGAUGAGACAGUGUACACCGACAUCCCCUACACAACGACGGAUCUGUCACCGUACUCAACAACGUCAACCUACUCCAGCGACACGUCUCACAACAGCAGCUUCUACAACGAGUUCGACUGCUACCAAAAUUCGGACCAAAACAGAAUAUUCUAUCCAGUCCACGAGAGAAAUGACAUUGCUAUGCAUAAUCUGUACGCAGGGUUCACGCCCAGUGCUGCCACAGAUGUCUAUCAACCAAACGCAGUGUGGCACCACCAACAGCAACAAGACGUUUCUGUGCCGUCACAGAUGACACCGGUCACGUCUGUUUUACCGUCCAUGAGUUUUUGCAGAACCCCAAGUCAGACGUCUCCAACAGGGUUGGGGCCGAAUGGUAAACCAAAACGGAAAAGGAUUCAAACGAUGCCUCAACGCAAAGCCGCCAAUGUCCGAGAGAGAAAGAGGAUGUUCCAUCUAAAUGAAGCAUUUGACAGUCUAAGGCUGCGUCUGCCAGCAUUUAACUACGAGAAACGCCUGUCCAGGAUCGAGACUCUGCGGCUAGCCAUCACAUACAUCGGGUUCAUGAAGGAGAUCAUGGAUGGCAAGGAUCCUAAAGACAUUAAGCUGGAGAAGGAGUUUGAUAUCAGCGACAUGGAGAACUUUCAAAUCCCUAGUGUGUCUGCUUCUAGUUCCAAAGAAGGGGAAACAGAUUCAGAAUAGACAUUCAUUCCUCGUUGGAGGAGCGGCAAGUGCAAUUAACAUUAUCUUUGUAAAUUUCAAUUCAAGGUCAGUGCUGUUAUAACUGUGAGUGACCCCUCAUGGUUUAUAUUUCAUUCUAUUUGUGACAUUUUGCAUCUGAAAAAAACACGCGGUCUUCCACGCAGCGAUCUUCCAUUUGAUUGGCUGUUACUGUUUGAUUGACGUUCUGCCUGUCACGUGUGCACUGUUGUUCGCCAUACCAUCUUUCCAGAUCGGUUUGUUGAGAUUAUUUGGUACUACUGUUACACAAACGCUGUCACGUUAAAAGUGGUAACGUUCUUAAAAUCGUUCUUAAGUAAACAUUUCAACAUGGAACAAACGUUGUUUACGUUGAACACUAACGUCUAGAAAUAAUAUAUUCCAGUUCAAAGUCAGAAUCUCAAAUAUGAUUCAGUAAUUUGACCCCUAAAAUUUACGUCUAACUUUUUCCAAAUUUACUGCUCUGAAAACGAGAUUGCCGUUCUCAGUUCGUUUUAGAAUCUUUUGAAGAUUUGAACGGCUACUUGAGAAAUCCGGAAUUUAUAAUCGUUGCACUUGAACAGCCACUUGUGGCGUUUUAUUGAGCCUCGGGCGAUUUUGGUUGUCUAAUAGCUAUCCCAAGUAAAUCAUGUAUUUAAUGCUGAACAAACAAAUACUCUCCGUAUGUUCCAGCAUUUAAACAAACCCACAAAGUGCAAUAUCAUAAGUUUGGUUAUGGCGCCAACAAAAAGUUGGACAUGAUUUAUUUCUAUUUUUGUACUGUUUUAUGAAAAGCCAGUUAUCGUUCGUCAGAAGACCAUGAUAGUAUUUAAUCAUUCAUAUUGCGAGUGUCUUCAGGACAUUCGCCAGUCCAUUGUUAUGUUCAUUUUUGAAUUGUAAAUAAAUCAUUUUAUUACAUAA
Molecule: messenger RNA, 1843 nt
Organism: Haliotis rubra (blacklip abalone)
Lineage: Eukaryota; Metazoa; Mollusca; Gastropoda; Lepetellida; Haliotidae
Product: helix-loop-helix protein 10-like
Exons: 1
Coding region: 197-925 (242 amino acids)
Biological process (GO): developmental process; regulation of transcription by RNA polymerase II
Molecular function (GO): DNA-binding transcription factor activity, RNA polymerase II-specific; RNA polymerase II transcription regulatory region sequence-specific DNA binding; protein dimerization activity
Source: RefSeq, a predicted model, not a curated record